CAACCCUUCUGAUACAUGAAUUUCACCUGUUAAACUGAGAAUAUUGGGAUCACCAAAACCAUGGGUAACAGUAAAUGGAAGAAAGUGGCAGAUGCCAGUCUACCCCGACCCUCUGCAUCUCGUGGUAUCAUGGAGAUUAUCCUGCAGUCUUAUCAGAUUAACAUGAAACUACAACAGGAUUUUGUGAACGACAUCCGAGGAGCAGAUUCAGGGGGCCAAAACCGCGAACACAGAAACACGAAGAUAAGGGAGUGGUUCAAAGAUAACUUCACCAAGUACGCCAACAAGAAUGAUGAAAUCUCCCGCCAGAAGUUCAUCCAGGCCUGCAAAUCCUUGCCAGAUUUUAACGAGUACGUUUUCUUCCUAUUCGACACAGAUGACUCAGGCUCCGUUUCAAUCCAGGAGCUAUUGGGAGGUUUUCAAAAACUGUCAACGGGAGAAGCAGACGAGAAGACGAUUAGAUGGUUCGAGAAAAGGUUCCAAAAACAUGCCUCCUCUGAGGAAGAACUAGAUAAGGAGAAGUUUAUGCUCGCUAUAAACAAUGAUCAGUGUCUACUAAAGCUGUUUGACCUGUUCGACAUGGACAAGGGAGGGCACAUCUCCAUAGAGGAACUGGUCAGAGGUGUCGACAAACUUACAUGCAUGAACAAAGAUGCGAAGUGGUUAGCCUGGUUAGAGCAGCAGUUCAGUAGGAUUUCAGGCGAGAGUCGACAGAUUAGUCUACACGAUUUUACAGAGGUUCUCCAAGUCAAAGAGUUGUUUUUUGCGGAGCAGUUUUUCAAACUAUUCGAUAAAGACAGGAGCGGUACGAUUAGUCUCUCGGAACUGAUAGACGGGCUCAACAUGCUCAUGGAGGGAACUGACAUGGACAAACUAAAGUUCUUGUUCGACGUUUACGAUGUUGAUGGUAACGGAACGAUAGAUCCAGACGAGUUAAAAAUAGUCCUCAGAUCAUGUAUGGACGAAAGCAAAUUGGAGCUGAGUGAAGAAACAUUGGACGAGCUAACCCAGACCCUGUUCGAAUCUGCUGACGCCGAUCAGAGCGGCUCCAUUACCUUCGAGGAGCUCCACGACGAGCUUCUCAAGCAUCCGGGAGUCAUUGAGAACUUAACAAUCAGUGCUUCUAAUUGGCUGAAACCCCCGCCUCCCCCAGCUAAUUGGUUCAGAGCUUUCAUUCAGAAAUACCUCAGCUUCUUCUCAAAAUCGUUUUUGGUGAACAACAUGGCCCUGGUAUCAAAUAUGACAGUGUUAGUGACCAUAAUGGUUGUCUUGUUCUUUGUCGGAGCCUGGUUAAACGGGGAGAGCCUGGCCCUGAUGAUUGCUAAGGGAACAGGGAAAAUGAUAAACCUUUGUGUGGUGCUAUUAUUUCUAACGAUGUCUCGGUAUCUACUAACGAAGAUAAGAGCAACACCUUUAUCAAAAUUUUUAGCUUUGGACCAAGCUAUAGACUUCCAUAAAGCAAUAGGAGUUUUCUGUUUGAUUCUAAGUGCGAUACACACAGUAGCCCAUCUUUUUUAUUUGGGAGGUACGUCCAAAGGUUAUCAGUAUCUUGUCAAGUUGUUCUGGAUACACGAUGAUACAGCCACUUUGGGAUGGUUUGGGACUGCCUAUGCUACUGGUGCCCUGUUAGUACUAAUCAGCAUAACGAUGGCGCUCUGCUCACAUCCAUACGUGCGGAGAGAAGGAUACUUCCAAGUGUUUUACUUCUCCCAUAUGCUGUACAUCCCGUACGCAGCUCUUCUCUUCUUCCACUCCAAAUCCUUCUUCAUGUGGGCCACUAUCCCAGCUCUUAUAUUUAUUGUGGAGUUUGUGAGGAAAUCGAGGAUAUUCACGCUGUCCUACUACGGGCACACUUACGUUAACGACGCUAAUAUUCUCCCGUCAAGGGUAGUACAUAUCGAGAUUGGACGACCGAAAGGUUUUCGGUUUAAUGCAGGAGACUACAUUUUUGUAAAUAUACCAAAAAUAGCAAGAUACGAAUGGCAUCCAUUCACUAUUUCAUCAUCAGCGGAGGGAAAAUAUCCACUAUCCCUUCACGUUAGGGCAGUAGGUAACUGGACCAACAAACUCUACGACUAUGUAAAAGUAAGACACGAUCACGUGGAGGAAGAUAAACUGGAGUAUAUUAAUGGCAAGUCAGUGUUAGCACUCGGGGACAGUAACAAUCAUCUUAACGAUACAUCACAUGUCGGGUUGACAGAGUACGACAAACAGCUGAGUGCACACAGUUCAAUAAACAGUUGCUCGGAUUGGAAGCAGAUCGAAGUGUUCAUUGACGGACCCUACGGAGCACCCGCUGUGGACAUAUUCGAGUCCGAGCACGCCGUCCUUAUUGCUGCUGGCAUAGGAGUGACCCCCUAUGCCUCAAUACUACAAACAAUAGUCCACAAGUACCAGCUUACCAACCAGAAGUGUCCGGAGUGCGGACACCGCUGGGUUCCUCCUGAAAACGACGGAGCUUUCAAAAUAAAGAAGGUGGAUUUCUUCUGGAUCAACCGGGACCAGCACUCGUUUGAGUGGUUCUUGAAGCUGAUGACGCAGCUGGAGACAGAUGCCAAGGAGAUAUCAGUUGUUGACGAUAAUCCAGAUGCUUCUUUCCUUGACCUCCACAUGUAUAUGACCUCGGCGUUGAGGAAAAGUGACGUAAAAGCUGUGGGUCUGCAAAUGGCUCUGGAGUUGAUGCACGAAAAAAGUAAUAAAGAUGUGAUAACAGGGCUGAAGGCACGAACAAAAGCAGGGAGACCCGAUUGGAAAGAAGUUUUCACGGAGCUGAACAAGAAUAAAAAGGGAAAGGUGACAGUGUUCUUCUGCGGAUCACCAAUCCUGGCUCAGGUUAUAAACACCUAUUGUAACAAAUUUGGUUUCCGGUUCAAAGCGGAGAAGUUUUAGCUCCACUCCGCAAGACGUCCACGUGAUACCCAUAUAAGGUGAUCCUGAUUACCUACGGCUCACCUUCUAUUAAAACCGGCUGAGAUCCGAAAGUUCCGCAAGAAACCAGUUGAAUUUCGGUUAAAAGCUGGUUAAUUUCCGGAAAACUUCCGGAUUAAAGCGGUUAAAUUCUGGUGGAGAAGCUGUGAUAACCUCCUUGAUAACCUCCUUGUCCCCACCCCUUUCAGAUCUGUAUAUUUGACUUUAGGACAUUGUUUUUAAUAAGUACUUACCGAUCAGAUGUAAAUUGUAAAUGCUAAUAAAUAUUUAUUCUGGUUGUUUAUUGACUUUUGAUUGCUGGUUUUUGUUUUGUGUUUACACCACGAUAUGAUGUAUGCCAGACCUGUUGGCUGUAAGCCAGCCCUGCUGGCUAUAUGCCCGACAUUUUGGAUGCAUGCUAGACCUGUUGGCUGCAUACCAGACCUGUUGGCUGUAUGCCAGACUUGGCUAUAUGCCAGACCUGUUUGCUGCAUGCCCGACCUGUUGGCUGUAUGCCAGACCUGCUGGCUGCAUGCCCGACCUGCUGGCUAAUAAAAACUCUGUAGGUUAUGUUGGGAUGCGGACUUAAUGCUUUUGUUGCUGAAGGAGCAAUUUUAUCCCUGUCACACAUUAAUUUUAAUCGCAAACUCUCUCCCUGAGGACGCUUUUAGGUUUUCAAUUUCAUUUUUAAAUUAAUCUAAUCUACUUAAUUCUAAGCAGACAAUUUAUUAUCUGACUUUGAGAAGAAAUGAGACGAUGUCGAUUCUUUAAAAAGAUCAUUUAAAUUUGCAAUUAGUUUUCAACCAGAGCGGUCGAUCCAGUCUUCUUAAAGUCAGAUCUGAUUUUAAUUUCACUUUAAGUUUAGUUCCUUGACUUUAAAGUUGCGUUAUCUUCUUUAAUAUUAUCCUCCAGGAUAACAUCUUUUAUUUUGAUCUAAUUGAUUAAUUAAUUAAUUAAUUUGAUCUAAUUCCUUAAUUUUGAUAGUUCUGUGAGAUUAACCAGGGUGACCCUGAAACGACGCUGCCGCUAUUGACGUUUUUCUGAUUUCGUUUUAUGUCUGGUUGAUAGUGAGUUAGCAGACACCUUUAUAAUUGAUUUGACAAAAAUUAAGUCUGGUAACGUAAAAUAGCGUUAAAACCGAGUAAUGAAAUAAGAUUUUUGCUUUCAUAUUGUUUUUGUUGUUUCUUAAGUUAUUUCAUUUCAUGCUGA
Messenger RNA from Bolinopsis microptera, 4116 nucleotides. RefSeq names its product NADPH oxidase 5-like. Gene Ontology annotation, molecular function: superoxide-generating NAD(P)H oxidase activity; calcium ion binding. NCBI's taxonomy places the organism in Eukaryota, Metazoa, Ctenophora, Tentaculata, Lobata, Bolinopsidae. Bases 61 to 2889 code for a protein of 942 amino acids. Gene Ontology annotation, biological process: defense response; superoxide anion generation. The record is from RefSeq and is a predicted model, not a curated record. The transcript is spliced from 23 exons. Gene Ontology annotation, cellular component: NADPH oxidase complex; plasma membrane.